Molecule: messenger RNA, 1838 nt
Organism: Exaiptasia diaphana
Lineage: Eukaryota; Metazoa; Cnidaria; Anthozoa; Actiniaria; Aiptasiidae
Product: protein FAM102B
Exons: 12
Coding region: 77-1159 (360 amino acids)
Source: RefSeq, a predicted model, not a curated record
UUGUGAAUACAGCAAAAUGUCGAUUGCUUCUCACAGACUGAAUAAUGGUCAUAAACCAGGCUAACAAGAUCACAGAAUGAAAAAGAAAAAGUUUAGUUUUCAAGUAAACUUCUUCUUGAACGAGCUUUCCAGUGUACCACUCGUUAGUGGUGUACUUUUCUCGAAAAUACGGCUUCUUGAUGGAGGGAAUUUCACUGAAGUUUCGUCAAGGAGGGAAGUGAAAAAUAACUGCGUUAAAUGGAGGGCGAGUUUUGCCUUUCCUUGCAAAAUGACAGCAAGUGCAGCGAACGGAGUGUUGGAUGUGUGCCGUUGUCGAGUGUCAGUUCGAAAGGAAGCAAAAGGUGGCAAAUCCCAUGUCAAGCUUGGUUUUGUUGACAUCAACUUGGCUGAGUACGCAGGUCCUGGUAAUAUUACGCGGAGAUACAUUCUAGAGGGGUAUGAUGACAGGAUCUCAAGACAAGAUAAUUCUAUUCUAGAGGUGCGUAUCAAUAUGCAGUUGACCUCAGGAGACCCGUUAUUUAAAGUACCUCAGAUACCACACCAACACUACACUAGUUUGACAGAAACUCAUGAAAAUCGAGCCCCAACAACAGAGACAUCAACAUCAUCCAAUGCAGAACCUGGARACAGUAGCAGAAAAAGCAGUCAGUCCAAUAGCAUUGCAUCCACCUCGAAUGAAGCACAAGCUGAAAGCCCUGAAGGUUCACAAACAUCUUUUAUUCCUGGUCAUUUUAGAAGUUCAAGUGAACCACCMGUGGUUASUCAUUAUCGAAGUGCAAGCUACCAGUCAAGAUUAUCUGGAUACUCAACUGGUCACUCAGUUUCUUCGAGUGCAGAGGGCUGUAAGAGGUCAACAUUACCCUCCUCACCCUCMAAAAAUAGUCAAGUUUAUUCAAGUUGCAAUUCUGAAGACACUGGUAUUUGUGACUCAGAACAAUUACCUUUAGAAUCACCAAAAAUAUGGAAAAAGAAAUCAACAGAGGAAAACAAAGGCAAUAACGACAUAGUUGAACAGCUUUUACUGGAAGAGGACAUCAGAACAAGUCAUGAUGGAGAACACGAAAAUGAAAUGUCAUUGCAUUUUGACUUUGAUGGAAAGCUGUCAAGUAAAUUAACCCAGGCUGUUCCAGAUUAUGCUGACAAAUACAGGACUCUAUAGUAUUUAGACAAACAUUUUUGUCAGGAGAUAGGACGGCAGCCUURACAGUGGCUACAAAGUGGAAAGGCCUACUGUUAAAAUGUUCUCUGUACAUCAGAGUAGCGAGUGAAUUGAUUUUCAGUUUUUAUUAUAUUAAGACUAAGGCUUUUUAAAUUCUAGCGUGGUUUUCGCAAGAGACAAGUACAAGUAAKGAAAUGCUUAUGUACRUUAAUCAAAUGGCUACCUAAAACAGCUUGUUUCGUGCUGGAUUUCUUGUGCUCUGUGUGAAACGCUUCUUGCUGUUGCUAGUGAAUAUCAUGUCAUAGUGAUUUAUUUAUCCAUWGUWAGAUUCCAAUAGAUAUCGAAAGUGAUAUUUCCGUCGGCAAUGCAAGCAAUGUAGCAAUGAUUGCACUGCAAGCAGCCCAUUUUAUGUUGUCAAUUCGAGGUAGGCUGGACUACUUCAUUGGAUUGCUGGCAAUUCGUGCAACGGUUUUAUUUGGGCAGCCAGUCUAUAUUGCAUACAAAGAUAGWAUCAACACAGGUAGCAUCUCGGGGCCGACACCAAGCCAAACCAGAUAUGGAAUGUACUCCGUCAAAAACUUUUCAAAAUUCAUCUGAUGUAUAAUUUUAAUUUAUUUUAAUUAGAUUUGGACAAUGUAUACUUGUAUGACAAAUAAAAUUGUAACUGUUAUUAUUCAAA